Dicentrarchus labrax (European seabass) is the source of this 2687-nucleotide messenger RNA. Its product is annotated as olfactory receptor 11A1-like. Gene Ontology annotation, biological process: G protein-coupled receptor signaling pathway. Bases 212 to 1159 code for a protein of 315 amino acids. NCBI's taxonomy places the organism in Eukaryota, Metazoa, Chordata, Actinopteri, Moronidae. The transcript has a single exon. Gene Ontology annotation, molecular function: G protein-coupled receptor activity; olfactory receptor activity. Gene Ontology annotation, cellular component: membrane. The record is from RefSeq and is a predicted model, not a curated record.
CCAGCAUCAGAAGGAGUCAACAAUACCUUGACAGACUGCUAUGAACACUGAUGAUGACGCGGACUGCUGAGAUUCUUGUUCUGCUGCUGCAGUCUGUAGUGCAGCAGGUGAGGUGAUCAUGUGUGAACAGUGAGGAGAUAAGUGGUAAGUUCAGUCUGUCUGUGAGGUUUUCGCCAUUUGCACAGUUUUGUCUCUUUUGCCUUAAAGAAUAAUGGGAAAUUUAACUUCAUUAACUUUCAUUUUUGGAGCAUAUUUGCAUAUUGGAACUUUAAGAUACUUAUAUUUCAUGAUAACUGCAUUGUUAUACAUUGUAAUUAUUGUUCUCAACACAUCUCUCAUUGUGAUUAUCUGUAUGAACAGAAGCUUACAUGAACCUAUGUACAUAUUUCUGUGCAGCCUGUUUGUAAAUGAACUGUAUGGUAGUACAGGGUUGUUUCCAAUGCUUCUGGUUCAGAUUCUCUCUGACAUUCACACUGUUUCUACGUCAUUUUGUUUCCUGCAGAUUUUCUGUUUGUAUUCUUAUGGAAGUGUAGAAUUUAUUAAUUUAGCUGUAAUGUCUUAUGACAGAUAUCUCGCUAUCUGUUAUCCUCUACAAUAUAACACACGUAUGACUUUGAACAAGGUGUUUAUUUUAAUUAUUUUGGUAUGGUUGUACUCCUGUGUGAAAUUUCUGAUUACUUUAUCUUUAAACAUCCGUCUGACACUUUGUGGAAACAUCAUAAACAGUUUGUACUGUAAUAACUACCUUGUUGUUAAGUUGGCAUGUUCUGACACCAAAGUGAACAACAUUUAUGGACUUUUUGGGAUAGUGCUCUCCAUUGUAGUCCCUCUGCUCCCAAUCCUUUUCUCUUACAUGAAAAUUCUCAAAAUCUGUUUUUCUGGUUCCAGACAGACCAGACAGAAAGCUGUCAGUACCUGCACACCUCACCUUGUGUCUCUCAUAAACUUUUCUUUUGGCUGUGUGUUUGAAAUAGUUCAGAGUAGAUUUGAUAUGAGCAGUGUACCCAGUGUGCUACGAAUCAUUCUCUCACUGUACUUUGUGAUACUUCAACCACUUCUGAAUCCUAUCAUGUAUGGAAUGCAAAUGUCCAAAAUACGAAAUACAUGUAAAAAUCUCCGCUUUUAUAAAAUGUCGACUGGUCACAAGGACCCUUUUUAGGUUUGUUCAGAAAUGUGUAUGUAAACAAUAAAUAUUAUUUGCCUUCAGACUUUUGCUUGUUAAAGAUACUGACACUUGUGAAAAUAAAAUAUAACAUUAAAAAGUGAAUGUUAGACAGGAUUGAUUCACAAAUCCAGUUUAUUUUUCAAAGCAUUUUAUUUGAUUAUAUUUAUUUAUACAGUGGCUUCCAACAAUAUAAUGUAUUCAUUUUACAGUUUAGAUUUUGUUCAAAAUACAUCUGGAGACUGUUGGGCAGGGACGAGUAUUCAGAAAAUCUUAGACUCAUGGGAGAGAGAUAAAUGGAGGAAAUUAGAAUCUGACAGAGAAGUGUGUUGAAGAGAUUUCUUUAGGCUUGGGAGAAAAAAAACGGUGGAACAUUUUAAUGCUGAAGAGAAAAACCUAAAAAGGUCCUUUAUAAAAACCCUUUUAACUACAGCAUGUUUGGAUCAUUUUACAGAGUUAUUUCUCAACAGGGAUUUAUUACAGUUGGGAAGACUGUAUCUGCUGACAGAGGCGUCAGAUCAGAAAACCUUCCUGUGUGUCAUUCUGUAGGACAGUUACAUGAUGUAUAAUCACUGAAACGGUGUAUAUGGGCCAUUGUAGCUUUAAAAAAAACUUGGAGCCGGGUAGGGGCGCAAUAUUCUGAGUCCCAAAUUUAUGAGGAAAAGACUUGGAGUUGGAACGCUGGAAGUCACAGUUGGGGUGCUGAGAGCUAAGCUGUCUGUCAUAAAUACUGUGUGUGACAUUCAUCGUUUUUGCAUUAAUUUGAAUGGCCAGGAUCAUUUAUAUUUCAUGGAUAUUAACAACAUUUUACACUGAUUUUAGAACAUUUUACACUGUGUAGGAUGACAACAGCUCAAUGUGUCCAAACUGACGGUAAAGAUUUCUGCAUGCAAAAUCUCCCUUUAUUUUAAACGUUUUACACUACAGACUGUAACACAACAUAAUGUUUGUGGAAGCAGCCAAAUAAAGUACAUAGUCAGGAGGAGAGGGAAAAGAGAGGCAGUGUAUAGAUGCAGGAGACUACAAGGUUAUAAAACCAGGUUAUAGAACAUUUGUGACUUUAAUCUCAGACUUUUUUCUAGCAAAUUUAUGACUCUAAUCUGGGAGUAUUACCCCCCUCCCCUGGCUCUGUUACAAACAGUGGUAGGUAAAAACCCUCUGUAAAUCCUCGUAAACCUCCGUCACUGAGGAUGUUUUAGAGGUAUUUCAAUAUUGUUUUGUUUGUUUGAGCUUGCUGAUGCAGGAACUUAAACUUGUCAGUCAAUAAUCAGGAAUUGGGCUUUGAGGAUAAGGUGGGGGUGGCUUGUGGAUAUUCUCCUGGUCUGAAAGAGGGUAUAAAGCAAUAGUCUGCAGUGCAGCAGACAAAUGUGUGUGAUGUGAUCAUUUACAGGUCCUGUGACGGAGGGGAGUGAAUUGUAAGUUUGUCUUGUUUUGAGGAAAAAGCCACUGAGUCAGUCUUAAGAAAUAUUACAUUGUCACUGUUUUUUUAAACGUGUUUGAGGCUAAUUUAGGAUUCAUUUUUACA